Dipodomys spectabilis (banner-tailed kangaroo rat) is the source of this 3588-nucleotide messenger RNA. RefSeq names its product phosphatidylinositol glycan anchor biosynthesis class A (gene Piga). The record is from RefSeq and is a predicted model, not a curated record. Gene Ontology annotation, biological process: GPI anchor biosynthetic process. The transcript has 6 exons. Gene Ontology annotation, molecular function: phosphatidylinositol N-acetylglucosaminyltransferase activity. Bases 124 to 1581 code for a protein of 485 amino acids. NCBI's taxonomy places the organism in Eukaryota, Metazoa, Chordata, Mammalia, Rodentia, Heteromyidae. Gene Ontology annotation, cellular component: glycosylphosphatidylinositol-N-acetylglucosaminyltransferase (GPI-GnT) complex.
GGGGCGGGACUCUGGCUACAGCCGCGGGAGGUCCGGACACUGGCGGCCAUGGGACUUGCCGGUAACAGAGGACACAUUUCUUAAUUGGCUUGCUCUAAGAACUGAUGCCUAAACCAUCUCAGCAUGGCCUUUAGAGAAGGAGGUGGACAUGACUUGCCUCACUCAUCCACACCCCCCACACUUAGCCCUGAAAGCCUUUCCUCCCAUAGUACCCGUAAACAUAGUAUAUGCAUGGUGUCUGACUUUUUUUACCCAAAUAUGGGAGGCGUGGAAAGCCACAUUUACCAGCUCUCUCAGUGCCUAAUUGAAAGAGGGCACAAGGUCAUAAUUGUUACCCAUGCUUAUGGAGAUCGCAAAGGCAUCCGUUACCUCACUAAUGGCCUCAAAGUUUAUUACUUGCCUCUGAAAGUCAUGUACAACCAAUCUACAGCCACGACCCUCUUUCACAGUCUGCCAUUGCUCAGGUACAUUUUUGUUCGGGAGAGAAUUACAAUAAUCCAUUCCCAUAGUUCUUUUUCUGCCAUGGCCCACGAUGCUCUCUUCCACGCCAAGACAAUGGGGCUACAGACAGUCUUUACGGAUCAUUCCCUUUUUGGAUUUGCUGAUGUCAGCUCGGUGCUUACAAACAAGCUUCUAACUGUGUCUCUUUGUGACACAAACCACAUCAUUUGUGUCUCUUACACUAGUAAGGAAAAUACUGUACUAAGAGCAGCACUGAAUCCUGAAAUCGUGUCCGUCAUUCCUAAUGCUGUAGAUCCUACUGACUUCACUCCAGACCCAUUUAGGAGGCAUAGUAGUAUAAUAACUAUUGUUGUUGUCAGCAGACUUGUUUACAGAAAAGGGACCGAUUUGCUUAGUGGCAUAAUACCUGAACUCUGUCAGAAAUAUCCAGAUUUAAAUUUCAUAAUUGGAGGAGAGGGACCAAAGAGAAUCAUUCUGGAAGAAGUACGGGAAAGAUACCAGCUGCAUGACAGGGUACGUCUUUUGGGAGCUUUAGAGCACAAGGAUGUUAGAAACGUCUUAGUUCAAGGACACAUUUUUCUUAAUACCUCCCUUACUGAAGCAUUCUGCAUGGCGAUUGUGGAAGCAGCCAGUUGUGGUUUACAGGUCGUAAGUACCAAGGUUGGUGGAAUUCCUGAGGUGCUCCCAGAAAAUCUUAUUAUUUUAUGUGAGCCUUCAGUCAAAUCUCUGUGUGAAGGGUUGGAAAAAGCUAUUUUCCAGCUGAAGUCAGGCACAUUGCUGUCUCCAGAACAGAUCCAUAACAUAGUGAAGACUUUCUACACCUGGAGGAAUGUUGCUGAGAGAACGGAAAAAGUAUAUGAGAGGGUGGCAGGAGAAGCUGUGUUUCCAAUGGACAAGCGACUGGGCAGGCUCAUCACCCACUGCGGCCCAGUAACAGGCUACAUUUUUGCAUUGCUGGCUGUAUUCAACUAUCUCUUCCUCAUUGUCCUGAGAUGGAUAACUCCGGAUUCUAUCAUUGAUGUUGCAGUAAAUGCCACUGGGCCAGGGGGAGCAUGGACUCAUCAGUUUCCUCUCAGUAAAAAAGGGAGUGAGAGAGAGAAGGAGUCUAAAACCAGGUAGAAGACAGCCUGGCUCUUACAGUUGUACACAUUUGUAAUACUUCUAUUAAGAUGGUUGAAAAUAACCUUGUUUUUGUUUGUUUGUUUAUCCGUUUUACACUUAAUUUUGUCAGUUAUGCUACCUCUAUAUCACUCAAUGUUUUAUUUUGAGGAAAGAUAAAACCAUAUGCAAUUCCUGAGUGUUGAAACUCCUUGCACUUCUUUAGAAUUUAGGAGAAACUAGUUAAGCCACUCAGGUAUGACAAAUUUCAGAGUACUGAAAUCCCUCUAGCAGAGAUGUUUUAACCUUCUAUUUUGGGAGCUUUGGGUGCUGAAGGGCCAAACGUUUCUGGGCAUUUUUUGGCCAGUUUUUUAAUGUUCUACCAUUAAUUAUAGACAUUUACCAGAUGUUUACAAGUUUUCUUUAGAGAGGUACAACAAUUAUGUGAACUACUUUUUAAAGUCAUGUUCAUAUACAUUAAUUAGACAUUUUGAUUAUGCUCCUAAACAUUUAUUGGGGCCACUCAGUAAGUGUUACAUCCAACUGGUAGGUUUCUUGAGUAAGGUGGUGUGUAUUAAGCACCUGCUUUGUGUAAUAUGUUGAGCUAGAUAGUUCCUGCCAUGAAGGACCAGGGAUGCAUUUGUUCUUUAUUAUUGGAAUGGCUUACUUCAUUGUAGUCACAGUUGACACGAAAUGGUAAAAUACCCAACAUGCCAAAAAUGUUCAUGCUUGAAAUGCCAGGAGUACUCCUUUGAUCCUGUUGUAUCCUUUCUCCUAAAUAGAGCUUUUGUCUUUAGUGGUAUUUCUGAAGAGAAUUUUGUUUUGUAAAUUUUAGGGACCGAUAUCACUGUUGAUAGUGCAGGAAAUUCCUGCACCUGUUUCAGUGCGUAAUUUAGGCCUUUUAAACUGCCUUCGUGUUUUCUGAACAGAAUGUACGAGGUGUGCCAUCUCAAAACCAGCUGCUACCCCGUCCUUUUGAUAUCUGUCACUACCCUCCACUGUGGCCUAGCUGAUGUCUGCUAAGUAUUGUCAGUGUGCAAAAAAAAAAAAAAAAGACGUUACUCUAGAAUGCUUCAUUUAUAGUGAACUGAGUGUGAAAAUGUUAGGAACACAGUCUCUGUGGGUGGAUAUUUGUUAUGGUGUUUCCCAGAGCCAUGGGUUUUUGAACCCCAGGUUAUCUACAUGGUGUGUAUUAGUAAUCUUUUCAAAUCUAGAAUAAUUUUUUGAGCAGAAGACUGUGAAGGCACCGGGAGGCACCCUUGGGUGCACUAGAUUGAUUCUGUCAGUAUUAUGAUUCUCUACAAGAUUUUUUCUAAAUAGCAGCAUUCACAAAGCUUUUGACUUUUUCAAAAGUAUCUUAACAUACCUAUUCCCUGGUUGCCACUGAUAGGAAAGAGAUGCAUUUGUGUUUUGUUUAUAUGAAAACACAAAUGCAGUAGUGCAACUUUUAGGGAUUCUUUUGCUGCAGAAAAAUGGACUGAUAAGAAACCAUUCAGUCCCAUUAGAAUUUUUAUGUAUUGAGACUAACAUUCAAAUAGUGACAUAAACAGUGCCAAUAUUCAUGGUAGGGUGAGAAAUGGUUAACAUUUGGUUUUAUUUAUUCUAUUUAGCAGUUUUUAGAAGCACACUGUUUAUCUUCUCUCUUGUUAACUUUUUCCAAAUUGUCGUUUAAUUCUUUAACAGUGUCAUUUAUUUAAGGUGAAAAUUAAUUGUGUUUGCAUGUAAGAUGUGUGAUUUACACAUUAAAAUUAUUUUUCUUAGAACAAAUGGUGGAAGUCUUACAGAGAUAUUUUUCAGGCUUCCUGGAUACCUUAGAUGUAACUGUCAGUGUUGCACUGGUCAGUAUGUGGAAACACAUUGUUCUACACUUGUACUUAAUGUUUAUUUAAGUGAACUGAACAUUGAUGAGGGGUUUAUUAAAAAUAUAUUGUAUUUCUUUUGAUGAUACAAACAGUUGUACAUAUACAAAAUUGGUUUGUUGAAACUUGCUUCAUGACCAGAAAUAAAGAUGAGAAUGACAUUUUGACA